Messenger RNA from Gadus morhua (Atlantic cod), 2742 nucleotides. RefSeq names its product sentrin-specific protease 7. NCBI's taxonomy places the organism in Eukaryota, Metazoa, Chordata, Actinopteri, Gadiformes, Gadidae. The transcript is spliced from 20 exons. The record is from RefSeq and is a predicted model, not a curated record. Gene Ontology annotation, biological process: protein desumoylation; proteolysis. Gene Ontology annotation, cellular component: cytoplasm; nucleus. Gene Ontology annotation, molecular function: SUMO-specific endopeptidase activity. The coding region runs from base 407 to 2635 and encodes 742 amino acids.
CUAGUUUUGUCAGAAAUCUGGCCCAAUCUGGCAACACUGGUGACGUCAGCUGACGUAGCGGUUGUUGUCAUUCCGGACUUCUGAGACACGGUAGCUGCUAGCACCAGCAAGCCGACGAACAGUAUAUUACUAUUAUAGAUAUUAUUAUUGUUGUUAAUAUACCACAGAUCAUAUCAAUGGUCUGUUUUAUCAGGCGGCUUCACGUGCGGCAGGGUACAGAACCCCACAGUACGCAUGCUGCUCCCGUCACACCGAUGUUGAGGUUUAAUGAGGAGAGAGAAGAAGAAAUCAGCUGGGAGCUCCGCCGCUAGCCGGGUAGCCCCGCCGCUAGCCGGGUAGCCCUGCCUCUAGCCCGCUAGAGAGAGGAGGAGUCUGACCUGCCUGUGGCUCCGCCCCUGGCCCCAGCAUGGCUCGUCCCUUCAAGAUCCCCAAGCGCAGUGCGGGCUCCCCCCAAGAAGGCUCUGAGCGCUUCUGGACGCAGUCGCCACUCUCCCGCCUGCAGGACGGGGAGCCCCACCCAGAGCAGAGGGACCGUGCUGGGGCUCCUGCCGGACGUAAGGACAUGAUGCAUUCUGGGAAGGGGUUCGGCCCCGGAGGUGGGAGGAGCAGCUUCUCCCAGCAGCACUUCAGAGACCAGGUGAAGUCCUACCUGGGAAUCCAGCGGUCACUGAAGGAGCCGGGAGGGGGCUCUAAACCCCCUCACCCUCAACCGCCCUCGCCCCCGCCGCCCGCCGCCCGACCGCCGUUCAGCCUCGCCAACGGGUGGCGUCCUAAGAGGGCUUCUGACCGUCUGUCUCCGGACCGGGCACCACUGAAGAAGAGCUCUGGGGCCGGCGGCCGCGGUGCAGGGGUCAGGGCCGUCUCCGUGGACCCGGACCCCUCUGACGGGGAGGCCCCUGGUCCCAGCGCCCAGCGCCACCCGGCCCCCCCCCUCAGACCGGCCCCCCCGCCGUCCCCGAGGGCGGAGCGGAGGCUGACCCUGAACCGGACCUCCUGGCAGGCGGCCAGGGGCCCCGCCCGCAGCCCCCUCCCCCUGGGGGCCAGGAGGACCCCCGGCAGCCCAGCAGAGCCCAUUGUGCUGUCCAGUGAGGAAGAGGAUGGUGAGCAGGAGGAAGGUGUCCGGCCCCCCCCUGCACAGCGGACGCAGGCCGGUGGGCCGGUCCUCUCGGGUCGUGGUCCGGGGGCGGGGCUAAGGGGCGGGGCCAGCACAGCGGAUCAGACCACGCCCCCCUCCAUGGAGCUGGAGUUCAGCGACCUCCACCUGGGACUGACCCGGGCGGGGGCCAGCGGGACCCUGAGGAUCACAGAGCACGCCAUCAUACUUCCUCUGAAAGGGGACUCCGCUGGCGGGGGGCAGUGCGAGGUGGUGGUGGUCGCCUCCCAGGUCAGAGGGCACGGCCUGUGGGAAGGGGGCGUGGCCGGUGGAGGUCCCGCCCCCUCACUGCUCUUCCUCUGGGUGACAGUCGCACAGGCCAAUCUGCUGCAGACUGAGAUGUCAAUCAUCCACCCUGUCUCCAAGCAUGGUGGGAGCUGUGUGUUCCUGCUGGUGGUCCUCAGUGUGUCUGAGCUGCAGGCGGCGCUCUGUCUCUCCCUGCUGGGCACGGAGGAGUACUGCUGCUCCUCCCCUCUGGAUCUCAGCCAGGCCCUGCGCCUCCUCAGAGACCUCCCGCCCCCCCUCCACACACACCUCCUCAUGCUCCUGGGGCAGCCCACAGAGGGGUCCAAUCAGAGGACCAGGAGCUCUGCGGGCCAGAGGCUGAUCCAGUACCCCGCCCCCCCCUCUAAGGGCAGCAUCACCGUGACGACGGAGGACCUGGCCUGCCUCAAGCCCGGAACCUUCCUUAACGACGUCAUCAUCGACUUCUACCUCAAGUACCUUCUCCUGGAGGGGGUCCCCGUGGGGUUCUCCGAGCGCUGUCACGUCUUCAGUAGUUUCUUCUUCAGGCAGCUGUCCAGACGCCGCGCCCAGGGGGAGGAAGUCCCCGCCCUGCUGACCAGGGAGGUGCGCCACCAGAGGGUCAAGACGUGGACGCGACACGUGGACAUCUUCACCAAGGACUUCCUGUUUGUCCCUGUCAACCAGGAGGCUCAUUGGUACCUGCUGGUCAUCUGCUUCCCGGGGCUGGAGGGGGUCCAGCACCAGGACUGGGCCGGCCCUGUGGCUGAACACCAGGGAAAAGGGUCUACAGACAAAAGCAAAGCUAAGCCAAGUGCCUCCACCCUCAGACCACCGGAGUGUUCCCAGGCGGGCUGCGAGAGAGGAAGGGUUCUAAAGAGGUCCUGUAUCCUGGUGAUGGACUCCCUGAGGCUGUCGGCCCAUGAGAACGCCUGCAGGCUGCUGAGAGAAUACCUGCAGGUGGAGUGGCAGGUGAGGAGAGGGAAGGCCCGCCUCUUCACGCCCGACACCGUGUGCAGCGCCGUGUGCCGGCUCCCCCUGCAGGACAACAGCAGCGACUGCGGCCUGUACCUCCUGCAGUAUGCAGAGAGCUUCCUCCAGAACCCCGUGGUGCACUUUGACCUCCCGGUUCGUCUGGAGGGCUGGUUUCCACGGCAGCAGAUCAGAUCCAAACGGGACCAAAUCCGGAGUCUGGUCCUGGACCUCCGAGAGGACCAGAGCCACCCAGGACCACGCUAGACCAGACCAGACCAGUAGAGACCAGUAGAGACCAGAGCCACCCAGGACCACGCUAGACCAGACCAGACCAGACCAGACCAGUAGAGACCAGAGCCACCCAGGACCAC